CUUCCUGGUUCCUGCUGCUGUUUGUUCCUGUCCGAGAAGAGCUUGACACAUGUAACAGAUCGCCAGUGGCUGGCUUGGGGAGUUUCUUGAUCAUCAUCAUCCGAUUGCUUUACUGCUACGCUGACAACGCAAAACCUAAGGUUUCCUGAAGACCUCUUUUUUCUCCUUGACCAUGGAAACCUGCCAUGGCUUUGAGGUUGGUGCUGAAGUUGAACUGCAGGAGGUGGUAGAACUGGUGGAGGAAUGUCCGUCAAUAACAGUGGAGAAUAAGCAUGACUUGCCAGUCUGGCAAACCUCGCAUUGCAUCGAUGAUCUGAUUAGUGAUGAGGAGCUAGAUUCACAGCCGGUCCUUUCCCCAUCUCCUGAGAUUGAAAACCUGAAAGUAUUUGAUUCUUCUUUCAUUGAAACAAAAAUACGUUAUGAGGAGAGAGGACCCGUAAGUGAGAAGACUGCCCCGCUUUCUGUCUCUGAUGGUUCAGUUACAGGAUUCCAGAGCCAUGGAUUUACGACAGAUACGGAGUCAAUGCUUUGGAAUAACUACUUUCUUCAAGACCCAGAUAACCCACUAGAAGUGAUAUCAGGUACUGGGGAAACCGAACCUAUGAGGAAUUCUGAUACCAGCCAGAACCAAGCAUUGUACCGGCUACCUUCUAACUUCAACCACCACGUGUCUUCAGAAUCAGCCUGGUCUGAACAAGAGAAAAAUGAGGACUCCGAACACUUUAGUUACUACAAUGCCAAUACAAAUUUUAGGGGUUCUGUAAAACCUUCAGUUCGUCGCCAUAAAUGUCCAAGGUGUGGACGUAGCUUCAGACGUUUGUGCAACCUAGAGAAGCACCUGUGUCUGAAAAUGGCAAUGGGAUUCUCUGUAGCAAAUGGCAGUAAUCCUGGUCAAGUUGUUUCCAGUGCCAAAGCCACAAUGAAAGUCAACGGGCAUGAAAAUAAUUAUCAAUCCAAUAAUGGCUCGGAUGAGAUGCUGGAGCAGAUGUGUGCCAAAGCUCAACAGGAGCUUCAACUUAUACAACAGCAACAUGGCAAGAGUGGACCUUCUGACGAAAAAAGUGUCAGGCAGGAGUAUGAGACUAUAGAGAAGGCACACCUGCCAGUCACGUCCUCCUUAAGUGAGAACCUUUACGCACCAACUUUCCCUCUGUUCUACCCUUGUAAGGAAUGUGGACGUUAUAUACACAAGAACUCCGUAGACAGCCACAGUUGCUGGAAUAAAGACUCCAGUUUAUCAUUUCUAGAAGGUGUAGCCACUGCUCAUAAAUCCCAAAUGCCAGCUCUGGGAAGAUCUCAACGUGAGAAGAGCAACAAUCUAGAUUAUACUGAUAUAAUUCAAGUAAUAACACCAGGAACUCCAGCAAGGAGACCGAAAAUCCAUUCUGUUGCUGAAGAAUCCAUCACAACUAAAGGCAAACUUUCCAAACCCUCAUUUUUUUGUGAUCGAUGUGGCCGUAUCUUUAGGCACAAGCACACCUUAGAAAAGCAUAAAUGCAUUAAGAAAGACAUCAGCACAUCCCCAAUACAAAAUAGUCUAGAGGAGUCACAAAAGCCCACGGCCAGAUAUCCGUAUUCACUCCAAAGAAGCAAAUCCUAUAUUAAUGCGGAAAAGGGAACGCUUGUUCAAACACACAAGGAUGAUGCUAUGUAUAAAAAGAUAGACUUUUUCCCCGAUCCGGGCUCUUUAGAUUUUUCAGAAACGAACAUGGAUUACGUCAUUGGAACUGCAGAGGAUGGCACAUUAUACGAUGGGGAGGACAUUCCCAUAGACUUCAUUGAUUCAGAGGGGAUGAGGAAUACUGGUGAAACUGAGGGACAGUUAGAGCACAGUUUGCCAUUUGAAAAAGAUUGGGUUGGUCAGUCACCAGAUAUAAUUAAGCAUCUGAUACCUCGUCCAGUGAUCUUGCCAUUAAAAACGUUGGCACGAAUUGGCAAGAGGCUGAAGCAUUCAUAUAAGUGUCAGGAUUGCGGUGCACAAUUUCUUCAGUACUCCCAGUGGAAGCGGCACCAACAGAAGGGAAAAGUGCACAAAGGUGGCUUAAAGGAAAAUCACAAAUGUGACUGUGGCCGAAACAUUUUUGGGCCUUUACACUUGCUUCGACAUCAGUUGCAACACAUAAGUGGCACCCCAUUUGUUUGUUCUGUGUGUGGACAGUGUCUUCGUGGUUAUCGUCGCCUCCAGGCACACAGCUGGGUUCACCCACUGGCGUCCCGAUUUCAGUGUGAUUGUGGCGAAAUGUUUACCCAUCUUUCAAGGUAUCUCUGGCAUUCGUUGCUGAACAGCAAAUCUCCCAAAGGAAAACAUACAAAAGCGGUACGAUCGUAGUAUCACUUUAGCUGUUUUACGGACUAAUCUGGACGCGAUGCUACUGGAACGUCUCACGGAUAGUCUCAUAGACUAAAGCAGAGUAUUUAAGGGUCAUUUUGUGUGACAAUGUAUCUGCUUGAUUGCCACGUGUUUUUGUAAAAUGGAUAAUUUCCAGGACACUAUACUUGUUCCUGAUCUAGCUUUGCUAAGCUACAGAGCAUACACUCUAUGAGUAGGUGGUGCAUAAGCUGUGGAAGAACUAAUUUAAUCUAAAUAUUGAUUAUUAUUUUUUUCGGAAGAAGUAAAUGUUAUUUAUAGCUGUUCUU
This is a messenger RNA of Pelobates fuscus (common spadefoot toad), 2637 nucleotides long. RefSeq names its product zinc finger protein 724-like. The record is from RefSeq and is a predicted model, not a curated record. Lineage: Eukaryota; Metazoa; Chordata; Amphibia; Anura; Pelobatidae. The coding region runs from base 173 to 2329 and encodes 718 amino acids. Gene Ontology annotation, molecular function: RNA polymerase II cis-regulatory region sequence-specific DNA binding; DNA-binding transcription factor activity. The transcript has 4 exons. Gene Ontology annotation, biological process: regulation of transcription by RNA polymerase II.